Molecule: messenger RNA, 2445 nt
Organism: Amphiprion ocellaris (clown anemonefish)
Lineage: Eukaryota; Metazoa; Chordata; Actinopteri; Pomacentridae
Exons: 7
Coding region: 1057-1845 (262 amino acids)
Source: RefSeq, a predicted model, not a curated record
UCAGGACUUUGCAAUAUUAUAUUGUAGAGGGAGUCCAGAGAAUUUAUCUUAAGCUCAGGGUUUUAGCAGAGCCGCCUUUUCCUUGAAGGCGGGUGUAAAACAUACGGCCCAUGUGCCAAAAUCGGCCGGCCAGAGGGUCCAAGUGUUAAAAUUACAGAGAAGACAACUGCAAAUUGUAAAUGUGUAAAAUUAGAGAUUUGAAAUCAUUUAUAGAUCUUGAGAAGUUGUUUUGAUCAAAAACUAUUCUAUCAUUCAGUUCCAAAUAUCUAUGACUAAAUGGUGCUUUUGUAGAUACAUAGUGGUCUGUAAAUUGUAAUGCACAAGUUUAAAUGAUAAAAUGAGGCAUCAAAUUGUUGAAAUUGAACUUUUCUUAAGGAAUUGCAGGUUCGUAUUUCUUUGUAACAAUUGUUGUUCAUUAAAUGAACAUUUCCAGAAUUGUAAAUUUUUGCACUGAGAAAGUUUUUUAUAGGUUAUGCUGUGAUUUUACUGGUAGGGCCCACUUGAGAUCAAUUUGGGCUGACACCCCUGCUUAAAGUAUAAAAAUGUUAUUGAUACCUAAAGUAAGUAUUUAUGAACAUACAAAUGUCCAGAUAUGAGGCAGUGUUUAGCUUUGCGCGGUGAUGCAUAUAAAUAGUUGUAAUAUGUUCUAGAAAUAAGAAUUUAAAGACGAUGUGACUGUUUUAAAUGCAUUUGGCCAGCUAAACACUAAAUAGACUUCAUGUAUGAAGGCAGGACGAUGUGAAAACGUUCUGUACAGUGAAUUUCUUUUAUUCUGACUACACUUAAAUCCCAGAUCCUCCUCUGUGGAGCCUUGAAUAAGACAUUAAAUGACAUAUUGUGGAGCUAAAUAUGAACACAUCAUGAAAAACGACUGCAGGCAGCUGAUGAAGCCUGUUUCCAUGGUGACGCGGUGCCUCGGUAGCAUUUUCCCCCCACCGCGAGCUGCAGCCUAGCAUUCAGUCUGGACCAGUUUACCUUCUAACAUGGUCACACACCGCAUCUACGUGCACACAGCAGGGUGAUGCCGGCAGUGGGUGUUUGUAUGGCAGCUCCAACAUGAUGACCUACCAGGUAAACGCAUCGAUACCCACCGCAAAGGCUUUCAUCUCACAGGGAAGCUCGAGUUGCAGCCAGCGCGGCCCUGAUGCUUCUGGAUACCCAACAUACAGGAACUUCGGGAUGGGAGCAGGAGGAGGAGGAGGACAUGCAGCUUUCAGACAGAAUCAAAUAAGGAAAUUUCCCGUCAUACCACCCUUGAGCAAAUCCAGAGAUGGGAAAACCUUGCUGAGCGGCUUCAUAGCUGAAGGUAUGCCUAACUUAACCAAAGAUGACAGCCUGGAAUCAGAGAAUAAUGACCCAGAGAAGGACAUCUGUGGGAGGCACUUUCUGUUUGACAAAAAAUGUGCGAGGUUGGAGAGAACCAGAACAGUGAUUCCUCCACUGCCAAGAGACUACCAUGUGCACCGCACUGGUAACCUGCAUCCCUUAAGCCUGUCCAAGGAGCUUUCCCACAGCCAUGCAGGGCGGCCCUUCACCCUGGGCUACCCUGAAAGAUACGAACUGAACACGAAUCCAGCCAUCCUCUUUCCAUCGACUUUAGUCCUCAACGGCAGAAACACCUUCUCAGUUAAGAACUGCACGCUCAGCAGGCCUAAGGUGAACUAUCCGACCUUCAACCUACCGACUGUUAAAGACAAUCAGAAAAGCCAGAUCUAUCCAGACCCAAUGGUCGGAGCCUCUCGCUCUUUUAUCCACAGGAUAUCUGAGCUGUCCUCUUUGGAGGGCGAGACGGUGAGACAAGAAAAGCUCAAGAAAAUGCGGAAACCUAAAAAACCUCCAUCCUGACAAUCACCUCCUUCUGAGUCACGCUGGUCGAGGAUAAAAACCUCUGAGUCUGUGCCAACGACCGAACAAAAUAAAACACUUAGUGCACCGUGUUCAUUUCAGUGGCUCGUUCUAACUGCUUGUUUGUCCUCGGUGAUAUUAGUUUGCUGCUUAACAUGGCUGGUCUUUACAUUCUGGGACUCCUGACCUGAGCUCUUCUCUUUUAGUGAUUACAUGGAGUAUGUACUCUGAUAAGCUGCAGUGUUUGCUACAACAAUAGAUGUGGAUGAUGAAUAUUAAGUAACUUCUUCUCUAGUCUGACUCACAGCUGUCAGUGCUUCUCCACUAAACAUCUGCAUGAAGAGAUGUCUAUCUUUCUAAUGGCUUUUAAUGGCUGUUAUGAAGUGCUGCCAUAUUCCUCUGUCUAUCAUAAGUAUGUUGCAGAUGCUGUCCCACAUAAAACAGAUUACAACAAUAUUCCAGACAUUUCAAACAUAUAUUUAAGCUUCGUUAAGUUAGUGAAAUACUUCUGUACAUAUUUGAUAGUUUAGCAAAACCAUUAUUGUGCCUUGUUAAAUGUCUUCCUGAAAUUAAAUAAUUUUAUUUUUGUUAUUUUAAGGA